Molecule: messenger RNA, 1897 nt
Organism: Scleropages formosus (Asian bonytongue)
Lineage: Eukaryota; Metazoa; Chordata; Actinopteri; Osteoglossiformes; Osteoglossidae
Product: GTPase IMAP family member 4-like
Exons: 2
Coding region: 64-984 (306 amino acids)
Molecular function (GO): GTP binding
Source: RefSeq, a predicted model, not a curated record
CCGGGGACUGUCAGAGACUCGGCACGCAGAGCAUCCAGCCCAGACAACAGGAGCAGCUAAACCAUGGCAGGAGAAAAGAAACUACGUGACAAAGAGCUGAGAAUCGUUCUGGUGGGAAAGACUGGAGUAGGGAAGAGUGCAGCGGGAAACACCAUCCUGGGGAGAAAGGAGUUCAAAUCUGCCCUCAGCUCUUCCUCUGUAACUUCAGAGUGUGACAAAGCUACAGGAGAAGUGGACGGGAGAAAGGUGGCCGUGGUGGACACUCCAGGCCUGUUUGACACUAAUUUCACCAACGAGGAAAUCAUAAAGAAGAUCGCACUGUGUAUAUCCCUGUCUUCUCCUGGACCACAUGCUUUCCUGGUGGUCCUGCAGCUGGGCAGAUUCACACGGGAGGAGCAGGACGCAGUGGAGAUCAUUCAGACCACAUUCGGAUCUGAAGCAGCUGGAUACACCAUGGUGCUGUUCACACGUGGAGAUGAUCUAGAGGAAAACAUUUAUGACUUUGUGAAACGCAAUGGAAAGCUUGCAGAAUGUGUUAAAAAAUGUCGUGGUGGAUGCCACGUGUUCAACAACAAAGAUAUGGGAAAUCGCUCUCAGGUCACAGAGCUGCUGGAAAAGAUAGAGAACAUGGUGAACAAGAACUUAGGAAGCUGUUACACCAGUGAGAUGUAUAAGAAAGUGGAGAAGGCUAUUGAGGAGGAGAAAAAGAGGAUUAUGGAAGAGAAGAAGCUGAAAGAAGAAGAGGCUAGAAGAGAAGCAGAGAGAAAUAAUGAAUUUGUGAGGAAUGCUACAGUUGGGUGCACAGUGGCAGGAGCUGUGGCAGGAGCUGGAGCUGGAGCUGGAGCUAUGUAUGCAGGAGCCAAAUUAGGAGCCCUGGCGGGAACAGUAGCAGGUCCAGUUGGGAUGGCAGUCGGAGGAGCUGUGGGGGCCGCCGCUGGGGGAACCAUAGGGUUUGUAGCGUCCAAGAAAUGUACCAUUCAGUGAACGGAGAGAGAGGCGUCGAAUCGGCUCCCUUUUAACCCUUCAGUGCACAUUUUAGUAAUUCUCUUGCGUUCACCUGAACACAUUAUCACCAGACUUUACCCAAAGUGCUCCAUAUUUUGUUGUUAGACUUAGACAUUAUGAAGAAAAGUGGUGGAUGGGCUUCUCUCAGAGUGACACCAAAUGCGGUGCUGCUUCGGUCUUAAAGGAAAAGGAAUGACAGGCUUCCUCUGCAUAAGGACCACAACUAGUUCCUGGAGAUGUGCUGAUAAUGCGAAUUGUUACAAACACAAGGAACACAUAAAUAAUGCCCCACUGAGCUACAGAAUGCUCCUCCAUUUGUUACCAAGCAUGCAAAAUUUCUCCGCUGCCUUUGAACAUUGACGUCAUUAGGUGAUAGGACAGACACAGAGACAGAGGUGCGCUACGCUGGAACCCUUGUGUGUGGGACCACAGCAGUGCGACUUGUUGGAUCCAAACUGAAUUUGCACAUAUCUUGACUUCUCCAGGAAAAACUUGUGACAGUGGUUUGUCUGUCCUAUGCAGCUUAAUGGAAAUCAAGAGAUGAACAUAUUUUUUGUGUAAGAACAACUGCAAGUGCUUGCUUACUUCAAUUACAGUGCUAAAAAAUGAUAUGAUUCUCCAAGUCGAAAUAAAUCAUGUCUAAAUCUUACAUGUGUCUCUGUUUGGUUACUAAGAGCUUUUGUUGCAGGGUCACACAGCUCAGUACUUUUCCUCACUAGCAGUGAAGGAUGUGGGACUGAAGAUAAAAGUCACUCACUGGGGACACGGCCGAGGGACCAUUCUCUUAGACCUCUGAACCCCUGCUCACGGUUUCCCAUCAUGCAUUGUAGAUAAGUGGGACAUGAACAGACACCUGAAGAAGCCGCUCUGGGGCGUUUUGAUCAGUCAGGUC